Messenger RNA from Gossypium raimondii (Peruvian cotton), 4728 nucleotides. Its product is annotated as pleiotropic drug resistance protein 1. Gene Ontology annotation, molecular function: ATP binding; ABC-type transporter activity; ATP hydrolysis activity. NCBI's taxonomy places the organism in Eukaryota, Viridiplantae, Streptophyta, Magnoliopsida, Malvales, Malvaceae. The coding region runs from base 114 to 4451 and encodes 1445 amino acids. Gene Ontology annotation, cellular component: membrane. The record is from RefSeq and is a predicted model, not a curated record. The transcript is spliced from 24 exons.
AUGAAAGCAACAAAGAAAUUUCUUUGGGAUCCUUGGUUUCGGAUUAUAUAUUGAACAUUUACUAUUCCAUUGGGUGGCAUUGUCCAAAAGGAAAAAAAAAGAAAAGAAAAGAAAUGGAGAAUGUUGAGGCAUUUAGAGUCGGCAGUGCACGUAUUGGAAGUUCAAGCAUUUGGAGGAACAACGCCAUGGAAGCUUUCUCCAUGUCUGCUCGUGAAGAAGAUGAUGAAGAAGACCUGAAAUGGGCUGCCAUCGAGAAACUGCCUACAUAUUUGCGUGUGAGGAGAGGGAUAUUCACAGAAGGUGAAGGUCAAUCAAGGGAGAUCGACAUAAAAAACCUUGGAUUCAUUGAGAGAAGGAAUCUGCUGGAAAGGCUAGUAAGAAUUGCAGAAGAUGAUAAUGAGAGGUUCUUGUUGAAGCUUAAACAACGCAUUGAUAGAGUUGGACUUGAUAUGCCAACAAUUGAAGUCCGGUUUGAGCAUCUGAAUGUUGAAGCAGAAGCUUAUGUGGGAAGUAGAGCGCUGCCUACCAUAUUCAACUUUUCUGCAAAUAUUCUAGAGGGAUUAUUGAGUUACCUUCACAUUCUUCCCAAUAGAAAGAAGCCAUUACCAAUCCUUAAUGAUAUCAGUGGAAUUAUCAGACCUCGAAGAAUGACAUUGCUGUUAGGGCCUCCAAGCUCGGGCAAGACAACCUUACUAUUGUCAUUGGCUGGAAAGCUGGGCAAAGAUUUGAAAUUUGCAGGCAGAGUAACUUAUAAUGGACAUGGAAUGAAAGAAUUCGUGCCGCAGAGGACAUCAGCUUACAUAAGUCAAUAUGAUGUUCAUAUAGGAGAAAUGACGGUCAGAGAAACAUUAGCUUUUUCAGCAAGAUGUCAAGGUGUUGGACCUCGUUAUGAGAUGUUGAAGGAAUUGUCUCGUAGAGAGAAAGAAGCAAAUAUCAAGCCUGAUCCUGAUAUUGAUAUCUAUAUGAAGGCCGCUGCACUAGAGGGACAAGAGGCAAAUGUAGUUACAGAUUAUAUUCUCAAGAUAUUGGGGCUUGAAGUUUGUGCAGACACCUUUGUGGGAGAUGAAAUGAGACGAGGUAUCUCUGGUGGACAAAAGAAGCGAGUCACUACAGGAGAGAUGCUGGUUGGACCAGCAAGGGCACUUUUCAUGGAUGAGAUAUCUACUGGUUUGGAUACUUCAACAACGUUUCAUAUAGUGAAUUCAUUAAGACAGUCCAUCCACAUCCUCAAUGGAACAGCUCUGAUCUCUCUGCUUCAGCCAGCUCCGGAGACAUACGAUCUGUUUGAUGAUAUAAUUCUGCUUUCAGAUGGCCAUGUUGUGUAUCAAGGUCCCCGGGAAAAUGUACUCGAGUUUUUUGAAUACAUGGGGUUUAAGUGUCCAGAAAGAAAAGGAGUUGCUGACUUUUUACAAGAAGUGACAUCAAGGAAAGAUCAAGAGCAAUAUUGGGCACGUAAAGACGAGCCUUACAGUUUCAUCUCUGUCAAGGAAUUAGCUGAAGCAUUUCAGUCUUUCCACAUUGGACAAAAGCUUGGCGAUGAUCUUGCAGUUCCAUUUGACAAGUCUAAAAGCCAUCCAGCUGCUUUAACGAAAGACAAGUACGGUGUUUCAAAGAAGGAACUGUUAAAAGCUUGUGUUUCCAGGGAAUAUCUUCUAAUGAAGAGGAAUUUAUUCGUAUAUGUGUUCAAAAUGAUUCAACUUAUUUUCAUUGGAGUCAUAACAAUGACAAUUUUUAUAAGGACAGAGAUGCACCGAGAUACAAUAACAGAUGGUGGAAUUUUCAUGGGAGCUUUGUUCUUUAUUCUAAUUAUGAUAAUGUUCAAUGGAUUCGCGGAGCUUGCAAUGACCAUCUUGAAACUUCCUGUCUUCUACAAGCAAAGGGACCUUCUCUUCUAUCCUUCAUGGGCAUAUUCUUUACCUGCAUUGAUCCUUAAGACCCCAAUCAGCAUCUUAGAAGUUACCGUCUGGGUUUUCAUGAGUUAUUAUGUCAUUGGCUUUGACCCUGAUGUUGGGAGCUUUUUCAAGAAUUACCUAGUACUCCUAUGUCUUAGCCAGAUGGCAUCAGGACUUUUCCGAUUAAUGGGAGGAUUAGGAAGAAAUAUAAUUGUUGCAAACACUUGUGGGUCAUUUGCUUUACUUACAGUUCUUGUCAUGGGAGGAUUCAUCUUAACUCGAGAUGAUGUCAAGAAAUGGUGGAAAUGGGGUUACUGGAUUUCACCAUUGAUGUAUGCACAAAAUGCCAUAGCUGUGAAUGAAUUCCUGGGGAAGAGUUGGAGACACGUUCCUCCUAACUCUACUGAACCAUUAGGAGUUUUGGUCAUGAAAUCUCGUGGAAUUUUCCCUGAACCGCAUUGGUAUUGGAUUGGAGUGGGGGCUUUGAUUGGAUACUGUUUCCUAUUCAAUUUCCUUUUCACAUUGGCGUUAAAGUAUUUGGACCCAUUUGGGAAGCCUCAAGCAGUAAUAUCUAAAGAAACCUUAGCUGAGAGAAUUGCUAGCAAGACUGGAGAGAAUAUUGAGCUAUCAUCAAGGGGAAGAGAUUCUUCUGAGAGAAGAACAGGUGCAUCAUCGAGAUCGUUGUCUUGGAAAGUUACUAGUGUCAAUGAAGCUAAUCAAAAGAGGAAGAGGGGGAUGGUUCUUCCUUUUGAACCCCUUUCUAUGAGCUUUGAUGAAAUCAAAUAUGCUCUAGAUAUGCCACAGGAAAUGAAAGCUCAAGGUAUUUCAGAGGAGCGGUUGGAACUUUUGAAGGGAGUGAGUGGAGCUUUCAGACCCGGAGUCCUAACAGCUCUGAUGGGUGUUAGUGGUGCUGGCAAGACCACUCUAAUGGAUGUGUUGGCAGGAAGGAAAACCGGUGGUUAUGUCGAGGGAACGAUCAAAAUUUCAGGGUAUCCGAAGAAGCAGGAAACAUUUGCUCGUAUAUCCGGGUACUGUGAGCAAACAGACAUCCAUUCCCCCCAUGUUACAGUCUACGAGUCCUUGGUUUUCUCUGCAUGGCUUAGACUACCCCCGGAGGUCAAUUCUGAAACCAGGAUGAUGUUCAUUGAGGAAGUUAUGGAGCUUGUGGAGCUAAGUUCAUUAAGGGACGCACUUGUAGGAUUGCCAGGGGUGAAUGGUCUUUCAACUGAGCAACGCAAGAGGCUAACAAUUGCAGUUGAACUUGUUGCCAACCCAUCCAUAAUAUUCAUGGAUGAGCCUACAUCUGGUCUUGAUGCCAGGGCAGCAGCUAUAGUAAUGAGAACAGUAAGGAACACUGUCGAUACAGGACGAACUGUGGUGUGUACCAUCCACCAACCAAGCAUCGAUAUAUUUGAUGCUUUCGAUGAGCUGCUUCUGUUGAAAAGAGGAGGUGAAGAAAUAUAUGUGGGUCCACUAGGCCGCCAUUCUUGUCAUUUAAUAAAGUAUUUUGAGGAAAUAAAUGGAAUCCCAAAGAUAAAAGAUGGUUACAAUCCAGCAACAUGGAUGUUGGAGGUUACUUCAGGAGCACAAGAAGAAGCGAUUGGUGUCAACUUUACCAACAUAUACAAGAACUCUGAGCUAUAUAGGAGGAACAAGGCAUUGGUGAAGGAACUAAGCAACCCUGCACCUGGUUCCAAGGAUUUAUACUUCCAGACUAGAUAUUCACAAUCGUUGCUCACUCAAUGUAUUGCUUGUUUAUGGAAGCAGUAUUGGUCUUACUGGCGAAACCCACCAUACACUGCAGUGAGAUUUUUAUUCACAACUUUUAUAGCUCUAAUGUUUGGGACAAUAUUCUGGGAUCUAGGCUCCAAAAGAACAAGGCGACAGGACGUUUUCAACUCAAUGGGUUCUAUGUAUGCUGCCGUUCUCUUUAUAGGAUUUCAAAAUGCUGCAUCGGUUCAACCCGUCGUGGCAGUUGAAAGAACGGUUUUUUAUCGAGAAAGAGCCGCUGGGAUGUAUUCAGCACUACCAUAUGCAUUUGGACAGGUUGUGAUUGAGCUGCCAUACAUUUUGGUUCAGACUGUCAUUUAUGGAAUUAUAGUGUAUGCGAUGAUCGGAUUUGAAUGGACUUCCGACAAGUUCUUCUGGUAUCUCUUCUUUAUGUAUUUCACCUUCUUAUACUUCACCUUCUAUGGGAUGAUGACUGUGGCUGUCACUCCCGACCACAAUAUUGCUGGCAUAAUUUCAUCUGCCUUCUUUGCACUUUGGAAUCUUUUCUCCGGAUUCAUCAUCCCCCGAACGAGAAUUCCUGUGUGGUGGAGAUGGUAUUAUUGGGUUUGCCCUAUUUCUUGGAGCUUGUAUGGACUAAUUGCUUCACAGUAUGGUGACGUACAGGACAAAUUUGGGUCCGGUGAAACAGUGCAACAUUUCGUAAGAAACUAUUUCGAUUUCAGAGAGGAAUUCGUGGGAGUCGUUGCAAUUGUAGUAGUUGGUAUAUGUGUGCUCUUUGGAUUCAUCUUUGCAUUCUCAAUCAAAGCAUUUAACUUCCAGAAGAGAUGAGACUACCAUUUUCUCAACUGCAGAUUCAAAUAUGUUUUCCUCAUUUAAGAUGCAUAAUGUUCAGCUUCUCAGGGAAGAAGAAAGAUAAACAUGAUCAGUGAGGAGUUUUGUUCACUUUGUUCUCUGUAUUGUAUAGGUUUUCUACUUCUUUUGCCAAUUAGUCUAUCAUCUUCCAUUUAAGUACGUUAUAUAUUUCCCAUAUUUGUAUCUACAACUUCCAUGUAAAGUUUGACAGUAAGGAAUUGUAUUAACACAUAUAUAAAAUACUUUUAUAUAA